AUGCCUGUCAGCGUGGAGAAGAAGACUGUGAAAGUAAAGGCAAAGUCAAGAAGUAGCGACAAGGAAAAGCUGCGAGAGAUAGAAGCGGAGCUGAUCGAUUAUGGAGACUCGCAGGUUGGGAACGUGAUUAUCUCGGCUGCAGCAGCCACAUUCCUUUUGAAGGGAGAAGACAGGCACCAGGUGAUUAGCCUGACAGAGGACGAGACGUUUCGGACUUGUCAAAAGAAACUACGUUGUGAACCUCGCAUGGCAGCUUUUGUUGGUGUUUUUGAUGGCCACGACACUGACAUGGCUUCAGAAUACUGCUCUAAAGGAAUGGUACCGCAUAUUUUGUCCGAACUGACGGGGCAAUCAGUUCAAAGGGGUAGUCAGAUGUGGAAUAUUAUGGGCCCAGAUAGAGCCAAUGCUCCACUGGCAUUUGACACAAUAGAUGAUCCCACUCACUCUGAUAUGGAAAUACCCUUUAUUGCAGCGUUUCAAAAGGCACAUGAAAGAUUUGCCAACAAAAUGGACCCUCCAACUUUUGACGACCUGAGCAAACUGGGAGGUACACCUAUCAAAGUGGCCCCUCCAACGAGCCUGAACCCCAUGCAGUGGAUGGCGACAUCACCGGAACCUCAACGAGGCGGGACAACAGCGUGUGUCAUGUCAGUGUUCACAGAACUGGGAGAGGAUCAACCAACUGUCGUGGUCGCAAACACGGGAGAUUCUCGACUCAUUACUGAUGAUGCCUCUGGCACCCACAGAUAUCGACAAGUCACCACGGACCAUCGCCCCAGCAACCCUGCUGAGAAGAAACGUCUUACCGAAGCAGUGGCUCGGGGAGAAACGACGCUGCAUCGUAGUGCGGAACAUCGAGAUGCUCGCAUCUUUCCUGGCGGCUUGGCCGUGUCUAGAACGAUUGGAGAUAUUACCAGCAGCAAAAGCGUCAUCUGUACGCCUGAAGUUGUGAAUGUGCCACUGAAAAUUGGCAUCGAGGAUGGAAUGGAACGGACACAACGUUUUGUAGUGGCAACAGAUGGUUUGUGGGAUGUUGUUGAAAAUGAGGCGGUUGGAAAAGCUGCUUCCAGGAAUUCCAAGAAUGCCACUGUCAAACGAAGAAAGUCUUCUGAUGGCGUUAGUCGUAGCAAAAGCCCUGUUAGGAGAACUGGCAGCGUCACGUCAUCAGCCAAGGAAGCUAAAAGAACCAGCCCCAAAGAAGCCGCCAUGAAGAUAUUGCAGAUCUGUUUGGACGCAGGCGGCAGUCGUGAUGAUAUUACCAUUUGUGUUGUGGAUGUUACACGGGCACUUUGA
This is a messenger RNA of Seminavis robusta, 1293 nucleotides long. NCBI's taxonomy places the organism in Eukaryota, Bacillariophyta, Bacillariophyceae, Naviculales, Naviculaceae. The record is from the annotation of a GenBank genome assembly.